Messenger RNA from Symbiodinium necroappetens, 1212 nucleotides. Lineage: Eukaryota; Dinophyceae; Suessiales; Symbiodiniaceae. The record is from the annotation of a GenBank genome assembly.
AUGAAGUUUGGUCGAAUCGCUCUAGGCGUGGUCGCCUUCUUGUCUUUCAUCCUUCUGGCUGCAUAUCAAGGCUACGUGUACACCACACCCGCGAACGAGCAUGCAGCCGAAGUAGCGAGAAAUUUGACCAGACAACGGCGGAGGACGUAUCUCCAUGACCAUCGUCGCCCAGAGCAGCCGGAUGGCCCACUCUUCGACAUGAUGACCGUCAUGAGAACACCAACUUGUGUAAACUACCAGACCAUUAUGGGAGCUCUGAAGCACUUGAAACCCCAGGGUCUCAGGAGGAUCUAUGUGUCGGUUCCUGGUGAAUGGGUCGAGAGUAUGAGCAGUUUGCACGAAAAUGUCAUCGGAGUGGACGACUCCAAGGCUGUGCCUGGCGUCUCCUACGACAUCAUCGGUAAGGAGCUGAACAAGCAGGGCUACAAUGGUCAGCAGAUGACUUCUGGCCGCCGAAGCACUGGCUGGUAUCUUAUGCAAUUUCUCAAUUUGGGCUUCGGCAUGCGCGACGAUGUGCUGGAUUUUGUUCUCCUCCACGAUGCAGACAUGAUGAUCUUGUCAAACUUUCAGGUGUUUGGCCUCAGCACUUUCACAGGACUUGAUGGCAUCCUACCGACCAUAAACCUCCGGCCAGGAGGAGGGGAUGCACACCAGUACGAGAAGGCGCACAGGUGCCUUCUUCAUGGUGAGAACAUCGAGGACCCACCAGACGGGAGUUCAUACACGUCGCACUCCUGGAUGAGUUACCGGCCCUACAUAACAGAGCUACUGAGCCGUUUCGGCGGGCAUAUCCGGGAUGUUGCAGAAGGUCAGCCUCAACCAUGGCUUAAGCGGAUCGUCGAGUGCAUCGACCAGACCAACCCACAUCUAGGCUUUGGAGAGAUCACCACAUAUCUGUCAUACAAUGUGCGGCACCAUCCCUUGCAAUAUACCUUCGUGCCACUGAUGACAUGGACGCGCCACCCCAUAACUUUAGGGGACCUCGGUGUCAAGAAGAACGGCUUCUGCUGCCCCACUGAGAAGAUGCUACAACGCCACGAACACGAAGGAUAUGAGUAUGUCGGUAUGGAGCUUGGUCAUCCGUGGCCUUUUGAAAAGAAACUGAGAUGCGGAUACACAACCAACGCUUCAUAUCUCUCGGAGGCGUACCCGCCACCGGACCAUUUAUUCUGGCAGAGCCGAAACGUGCGGCUGCAACGGCGCGUCAGAUAA